Sesamum indicum (sesame) is the source of this 1143-nucleotide messenger RNA. RefSeq lists its product as uncharacterized. Lineage: Eukaryota; Viridiplantae; Streptophyta; Magnoliopsida; Lamiales; Pedaliaceae. The record is from RefSeq and is a predicted model, not a curated record.
GCACAUUGAUUGGUCAACAAAUGCAUGCAAGCUCUGCAAUUUUCCCACGAAACAACCGUACUACAAUUGAAAUACAUACUUUGUGCCAACACCUCAACUGAACCUAUAAAUAAGCACACGUUUGCUAUCAUAACUACACACAAAAUUUGCAGCGGUAAUAGAAACCAAUUUUCAUCAUCAUCUUCAGCUAGAACAAAUGAUGAACAGAAAGCCCCUCUCCAUUGCUCCCCUCGACUCUCCCACCAUGGAUGGGUUGGAGCUGCAGAUAUCAAAGACGUCCACGCCCAGCCCACAGAGCACAACCACCCCCACAGCGGCGGAUCCCUCCACCACAACAAUCGGCCGGGUGAAGACGAGCAUCCACGUGACGGCCCUCGACGGCAUAGUGAACGUGAACUCCCUCUUCACCAUGGCAAUCUUCAUCGGCUUCUCGUUCACAGCCCCGGAAGCCGCCACCGCGGCAUCACGGGCGGAAUGCACCACCAGUCGGGAAACAGUGAGGAGACUUAUCGUCUUCGAAGUGAUAUCCUUCAGUUUCUUCCUCUUUUCAUCCCUCAUAGCUCAAAGCAUGAAGCUGGCAAUCAACCUGAUCAACAAUAUGGAUCCAACUGACCCACACAAAGCUGACCUCGACCCCGACUUCCUCAAAUACGGGCUGUUUGGAUCAGCGAUCGGAUCGGUGGCGGGGUGCCUGUUCUUGACGCUGUCGAUAGUGGAUUUUAUUCAGGUGAAGCUGGGGAAGUAUUCAUGUGGAGGGAAACCCGUGUACGCGCUGGUGACGCUGGUCGUCUUUGUCGGCUUUGCGCUUCUGGUUUAUAUCACCACAGCUAUAUACGCUUCCUUCUUCGUCGAAAUAACUGGCAAGAACACUGCUUCCGACCAGAAACAGAGCUAGCUCCAGGCUCAAGGCUCAAGGCUCAAGGCUGAUGCUGCAGCUUCCGAUUCGGAAUUUGUGGGCAAGAAAGAGAAAUUAUGAACCCUAAUUAUAGUUAUUAGGAGUCCAUGAUGAAUAUAAUUCUUAUGGAUCAUGCUGUUAUUGUAAUCAAUCAUUCAUUCUCUAUGUUUUCUAACUUUUUCUUAAUAAUUUUUUGUAUUUUUUGUCCCACAUUUAGUUUUUUUUCUUUUAAAGUUUUGAUGCUAAUA